AUUGGCCUGACGCAAUGUCCUAGCGCCUGCUACCUCGCAACGGAUGAUUCAUUUGGAAGUGUAGAGAAGGCUUUAAGUUACUUAGUUUCCCAAUUGACUGAAAUAGAAGGAUGACUCUAACUCGAUCACACGUGAGACUAUCGAUUUUACGAUAGAAGUAUUGUUUGUGUAUCAUACAACCAUCCGACCAUGAAGUUGCUACAUAAAGACAUUGAAAAAGAUAAUGCCGGCCAGGUGACUCUGAUGCCAGAGGAGGCGGAGGACAUGUGGCACACCUACAACCUGCUGCAGGUGGGGGACAGCCUGAGGGCCUCCACUAUCAGGAAGGUGCAGACCGAGUCGGCUACCGGGAGUGUGGGAAGCUCCAGAGUUCGCACUACUCUGACCUUGAGUGUGGAGACCAUCGACUUUGACUCUCAGGCCUGCCAGUUGAGAGUAAAGGGCACUAACCUAGAGGAGAACCAGUAUGUCAAGAUGGGCGCUUACCACACCAUCGAGCUCGAGCUCAACAGGAAGUUCACUCUGGCUAAAAAGAGCUGGGACAGCGUUGUGCUGGAUAGAAUCGAGCAGGCGUGUGAUGCCACCCAGAAGGCAGACGUGGCGGCUGUGGUGAUGCAGGAGGGUCUGGCCAACCUGGUGCUCGUGACCCCCGCCAUGACUCUGGUCCGCGCAAAGGUGGAGGUCACCAUUCCUCGCAAGAGACGCGGAAGCUGCACCCAGCACGAGAAGGCGCUGGAGAGGUUCUACGAGGCCGUGAUGCAGGCCAUUCUUCGCCACAUCAAUUUCGAUGUUGUAAAGUGCAUCCUCAUCGCCAGUCCCGGGUUCGUGAAGGACCAGUUCAUCAGCUACCUCUUUAGAGAGGCGGUGCGUCAGGACAACAAGAUCCUGCUGGAGAAUCGACCCAAGUUCAUGCCGGUCCACUCGUCAUCUGGUCACAAGUACUCGCUCAAAGAAAUCCUCACUGACCCCAGCGUGACAAGUAGGCUUUCCGACACCAAGGCAGCCGGAGAGGUGAAAGCCCUGGAAGACUUUUACAAGAUGCUCCAGCAUGAGCCCGACCGAGCCUUCUAUGGAGUGGCUCACGUGGAGAAAGCCGUGGAUGCCCUCGCCAUCGACACCUUGUUGAUAAGCGAUAAGCUGUUCAGACAUCAGGACGUCCCCACGAGGAGCCGCUACGUUCGGCUGGUGGACAGCGUGAGGGACAAUGGCGGCACCGUCAGGAUGUUUUCAAGCCUUCAUGUGUCUGGUGAACAACUGACUCAGCUGAGCGGAGUGGCGGCCAUCUUGCGGUUUCCCAUCGCCGACCUGUCGGAGCCCGAGGACGACAGCAGCUCAGACGAGGACUGACGCUGGCCGAUAACACGCGACUGCAUUGACACAGUGCGUUUGUAAAACAAUACAAACCCACCGGGCUAAACUCAAUGCACGCCACCACCGCCACGUUUCCACCUCUACCGCGGCGGAUUCAACGCCGUUUCUGAUUCAAAAUGCCGAUGGAAAUAAUCAAACACUUGUUGCCAAGUCCACAUGAAUGCUGUUGAAGUUUUGAUCGACAGUUGGCAAUAGAGGAUCUUCCUUCCACGUGUAUAUACAAUAUAGCUCUUGCAAUUAAAUGACAGAAUCCUUCA
Gasterosteus aculeatus aculeatus (three-spined stickleback) is the source of this 1628-nucleotide messenger RNA. It is a transcript of the gene pelo, whose product is annotated as pelota mRNA surveillance and ribosome rescue factor. Lineage: Eukaryota; Metazoa; Chordata; Actinopteri; Perciformes; Gasterosteidae. Gene Ontology annotation, biological process: ribosome disassembly; RNA surveillance; nuclear-transcribed mRNA catabolic process, non-stop decay. Gene Ontology annotation, cellular component: cytoplasm. The record is from RefSeq and is a predicted model, not a curated record.